AUGAGACCCACUGUUAAACAUGUAGCUGCCGGAUGUAUGAUCUGCAGAAUAAGGAAGGCGAAACCGGAAAUGCCAGUGAUGGGCGAUUUACCUCCCGCUAGAGUGGCGCAUCACCAGCGAGCUUUCACACACUGCGGUGUGGACCUAUUUGGACCGAUGGAGGUGGUGGUAGGGAGGAGAAGGGAAAAACGAUGGGUAACAGAGUACCUACCGGAGCUGAUACCUAGAAGGAAGUGGAAUGAGGAGCGCGAACCGCUAAAGGUAGGUGAUCUCGUGCUGGUCGCGGACCCUGGAGCGCCACGCAACGUGUGGCAGAGGGCGAUCGUGGAACAGGUGUUUCCAGGCAAGGACGGCCGGGUCAGGUUGGUUGAAAUCAGAACCAAAUCAGGGACGCUGAGACGUUCAGCGGCGCGCGUCGCUAGAAUUCCUUUGUCUGAGUAG
Parnassius mnemosyne (clouded apollo) is the source of this 441-nucleotide messenger RNA. The record is from the annotation of a GenBank genome assembly. Lineage: Eukaryota; Metazoa; Arthropoda; Insecta; Lepidoptera; Papilionidae.